Molecule: messenger RNA, 1156 nt
Organism: Durusdinium trenchii
Lineage: Eukaryota; Dinophyceae; Suessiales; Symbiodiniaceae
Source: the annotation of a GenBank genome assembly
CGAACGCACUGUCAUUUCACAAUGGAGUUACGAUUUGAGAGGCGUUUUGUGGUGUAAAAACGCAUUCAAAAUGAUAUUGAACUAAAAAAUGCAUCACCAUAAAGUGCCAGAGGGGUUGUGAAAAACGACUCGAAGAUGCAUGUGAGAACGCGCAAAUCGCGCGGGGCCGUUGCAGCGGGCGUGACCUUGUUUGUGUGGCCAAGUGUCAUGCUUUCGUUGUGGUGUUUUGGUGAAUUGAGGUUGCUGACCUUCGUUCCAGUGCUUACAUCAAGCGACAUUGGUGACGAUGGUCAUGCAGCUACAAGAGGAGCUUAGAGCGUACAUGUUCUUAUUUGUGGAGGUGGCUUGCGUGGGGCACAUGGCUCCUGCUUGCUUGCAAAUGAGAAAUUGCCUUUGGAACGAUGCAGCUUUCUGGAAGGCCUACGCUGGUGUUUGCUUUGACCAGCCGCCCGAAAGCAUGGCCGCGGCUGCUCUAAGGGAAGCCUUCCGACGUUGGCUCUUCCAGCUCGAAGACCGCUGGGCCGUCGAGUUCGAAGAAGUCAUCACGCAGGAUAGCAGCUCCGAAUUUGGCGCCAACUACCUGCAGCUCUUCAAGGAUGCAAGGUACAUAGCGUCUGGGCUGAUGCCGUCAGACAGCUCUCCACAGGUGGCAUCCUUUGCAAAGCUUUCUGCUUCGAUGCUCUCCCAGUACAAUCCCAAGCAGUUGGAUGAAAGAUGGGCGGCUGAAAGCUUGAUCUCCAAGGUGGAGCAGCGCAGCGAUGUCUUCACCACGGAGCAAAUCCGUCAAAUCACAAAUGCCUUUGAGGAGUCACUGGAAAAUUCCUUUUUGCAGCAGCACUUGGAGGCAGAUGAUGGCCAAUUUGCCGAGCCCCUUCCCGAGGGUGUGUGGCAAACUUGGGAAUUGGAGGAGGAUGACUCAGAGGAGAGCUUUGCAAACAUGGAUUUCUCCGACUGGGCAGAGCUGGACCCGUCAGAGACGGCUCCUGCUCUUCGCUGAAAUGACUCGUCGGAAAAGAUGUGGUCCUUUGCGUGGGAGUGUGCGGUGGGAAUCGCAUUGCAGAAAUGGAGAAAACAUCCUGAAGGAUCAAGGCAAAGUAGCAUCCCUCCACAAGUCGUGGGCUCGUUGUUUCACGGCCUUUGAAUGGCCAUUAUCUUC